Pelmatolapia mariae (spotted tilapia) is the source of this 588-nucleotide messenger RNA. RefSeq names its product claudin-4-like. Gene Ontology annotation, biological process: cell adhesion; bicellular tight junction assembly. Gene Ontology annotation, cellular component: bicellular tight junction; plasma membrane. The record is from RefSeq and is a predicted model, not a curated record. NCBI's taxonomy places the organism in Eukaryota, Metazoa, Chordata, Actinopteri, Cichliformes, Cichlidae. The transcript has a single exon. The coding region runs from base 1 to 588 and encodes 195 amino acids. Gene Ontology annotation, molecular function: structural molecule activity.
AUGAAACCUGGUGGGAGACAGCUUCUAGGUUUGGUCUUGGCCAUUUUCGGAUUCCUGGGGAGCAUCGUCAGCUGUGCUCUCCCCACAUGGAGAUCCCCUGAGUGGAGGAAAUCAGAGGGUUUGUGGAAGUCCUGUGACUUUGAUUAUAGUUACUAUCCACGACCAACAACACUGUGCAAAUCUUAUGAUUCUCUGCUGGACUUACCUCAAGACCUGCAGGCUGCCAGAGUGCUCAUCGUCAUCGCCAUCAUUGUCGGGAUCUUUGGGGUGAUGGUUGGUGUUGUCGGGGGCAACUGCACCACCUUGGUGUCAAAUAAGAGGAAAAAUAGCAACGUGGCUAUAGCUUCUGGAAUUAUCUUCAUCAUAUCAGGUGUCCUGGUGAUCAUUCCAAUCUGCUGGAGCACCAUCACAACUCUCACCAUGGCGAGAACGUCUUACUACGGACCUCCAUUGAUGGGAGCCUCACUCUACAUCGGCUGGGCCUCUGCAGGGCUGCUGUUACUGGGAGGAAGCCUCCUCUGCUUCUUUUGUUCACGCAGUAAUGAGAAUGGCUUUAAAGUUGAAUACUCCAAACCUAGCUCUGUGUAA